Molecule: messenger RNA, 474 nt
Organism: Fraxinus pennsylvanica
Lineage: Eukaryota; Viridiplantae; Streptophyta; Magnoliopsida; Lamiales; Oleaceae
Source: the annotation of a GenBank genome assembly
AUGUACCUCUCUUAUUUUCUUAAAUUCACUUUUUCUUCUCAUUCUUCAGAUUUUGACUUCUUAUUUACCGGUGCAAUCAUUUGGGUCAAAUAUGGAAAUAUGACUUUCAAUUUGAAAAUAGGGGAUAAGAAGAUGAAGAACAAGAUGGGAAACAACUGCCUUUUGACACUGGAAGUUGAUGACUUUCCUCGAAGCAUGCAUCACAACUGGGCAUUAUAUGGCCUGGUACAUGCUUGGGAAGCCAGCAAAGCAAAUUUUUCCCAGAGAAGUCAUAGGCAUACUCUUCAUAUAUUAGAAAGUGAGAUCAUAUUAUCUUACGGUGGUCUGCACGUUUUAUUUGCGGGACAAAAAAUUGGUGAAGGAAUAGGUAGAACAAGAAGGGAAGCACAGAAUGAGGCUGCUCAGGGAUCUCUUAUGAACUUGGCUGUUUUCAAGAAUUUCCCGAUGAGAACAUCGAAAGUUGUGCAUUCGUGA